GACGAGAGUCAGUGUAUCGUGGGAAGAUACACUUUGGCACACCCUGCCCAUCUCAGGCUCUUAGGCGCUAGACCCUCUUUGCUUCUGGGCUCUCGGCAGAGCCACCGUACCAGACCGAUUUCAACACCGCACUAUAUUAGUGCGUCGCUCCCCAAGAACUACGGGCGACUUAGCCCGACCUCUCUGUGAUCGAGGAAAAGCGAACUAUCCUUGCCCUAGGCUCCAUUCCCCCAUCUCUAUCUCCCCUCCCCAGCAAGAUCCGCGCUCAAGGACUCGGCCUAGGAGCUCGCAUCACACACUUAACCAUAAACCAACCUUUGGUCUUGCAAACGGCGCUACUACUGCCGCCGCCAACAACAUAUACUGCCGCGCCGCCGCAAGUCUUGUUGCAAGCGCUUCAGCCAUAUUACACUUCUUUCCCCUGCUACUGGCAAACACCAACUUGACGCGGGUCUGAGCUAAAACCUCGCCGGCCAUUUCUUUAUCAUCAGCCCCGUGGAGCUGUAGCAUGUCUCUGGUGCCAACACAGCAACCUCAUACUUUUGUUGACAACCACGCAUCGUUGCAUUCUGCUUCCAAUAUCGCGAAACUUGGUUCCGAGGCGACCCUUGACACGCUCCUCAGCUCUCCCAACUCUAUGGAACGAAGUGCUACGGAGUACUCGCAGUCAGGUUUGCCUUCGCCCUAUCCAAGCAACUUCGGCGACACCAAUUCUGAAGGUUCGAGGGCAGAUCACGCAUCUGCUGCGCAAUAUCCUGUCAAGCAGGAAGUCAACUAUUCAACCUCAGCCACUCCCACCUCCGAGUACGGCGUCUAUCCUCAGUCAGCCCGAUCAGGAUCUUUCCCAGAGCACGUCCAGCGUUCAUACCACCCUGCCAGCAGCACCAGCACUGGAGGUAUGGCGCAACAACAGAACAGUCCGUCAAUGCCCCAGCAGGAUGGGCGUAGCCAUCAGACCCAUCCGGUCAAAUCUGACAACGAUGUUCCUAUAGAUCCGUCCAUCGCCGCGCCGAGCCCAACUUACGCUUCGUAUGGGCAGCAUUCCCCCUACGCGCCUAACCCAGACAUGACACACAGUUACUCUCACCCCGGCGGCGGCAUGUAUGCGCAGCCUCGGCCAGACUGGGCUGGUUACCCUCAGCACGGAGGUGCGCCUUUGACUCCCGGCCACCCAGUUUAUGCCCAAAACCCUGCUUCAGCGCCACCUCAAGCACGACCAAACCAGGUUUACUCCUUCGUUCCCAUUCCAGGUGCGCAACAGCAUAAACGACCUAGGCGACGAUACGAGGAGAUCGAGCGCAUGUACAAGUGUGGAUGGAAUGGCUGUGAAAAGGCCUAUGGUACACUGAACCACUUGAACGCUCACGUUACCAUGCAGUCUCACGGACAGAAGCGAACACCCGAAGAAUUCAAGGAGAUUCGCAAGGAGUGGAAGCAGAGGAAGAAGGAAGAGGAAGCCAACCGAAAGGCUGAUGAGGAGCGACAACGCCAGGCUGCUGCCGCCGCUGCUGCUCAAAAUGGAGGUGGCGAUCCUCAAGGUCCUGAUGGCACGCCUACCUCAUCCUAUCCUGGCCGAACAGUUCAGCUGCCUCCCAUCGGAUACCAACCUGCUCAGUACCCGCCACCACCUUCUGGCGUUCCACAGCAGCCUCUUCCCGACUAUAACAACAGCCAUAUGUACUCGAAUUAUCAACCUCACUCACCUUACGCGCAGCCCAGUCAGGGCAUUCCUUACCAAUCAAACGGUGGUCAACCCCCAAGCCACUAAGACGGAUGGUUAAGCAAGGAUCAAGGUACUAGAGGAGGAAACUCACCAAAAGUCAGAAAGAAGAUUAAUACCCGCUGUACUAUAUUGGAACGAUCACUGUGCUUCUGAGCUGCCAUCAGUUUGACCUGAUGCGACCUUCAGAGAGCAUGGUCGAUUUGGAGGGGAAGAAACGCAAUCAACGUUUACUCGGCCCGGUAAUUACUCCUCUACUUCGACUCGCAUAGCCCCUUGGCUGGUCCCAGACCUUCAUUGGGUUUCCUGCAUACCCUUUCAACUAUUGGACCUUUUUUUCUUGGUUUCAUUUCUUGGAGUUAUACGUAUAUGCCCUCAAGAAGAUCUUGAGAUGAGGAGUUGCCAAAUUCUUUUCAUCAGCAUCAGGCUCUGGUCAGGGGUGGGCGGUCCUGGAGGUUUGGCGUGUUUAUUUGCAUUUACGACGAUCUGUUAUGUUUGGGAGGCCUGUCCAACCCAACCGCAGCAAUCUGUUUGCGGUAGCGGAGGGCAUGGCCACCGAUUUGCUCUCGCAUAUGUGUGGUCAAUGGUGUGAUGGGAUUGAAGAUAUGUUUAUUUAUACGACGGCCUCACUUAAACUUGUCAAAGGGGCCAAUCAGGGGGGGGUACGAAUAGAUGCAUCGACAGUAUAUGAUGAUUGCAUGGGCGGUAACAUUCUGUGAAAUGAGUACAUUUUUUAAGCCACAAUUGUUCAAAAGUUCCAUGUUUAACUUAAAUCGUGCCUUCUCCGUGAACAAUUACAUGGCCAUUUUGGGCCUUAAAUGAAUCAAAGUGCGGAACAAUAAAAUAAGUAAACUUGUGAUGAUGAUUUAUUUACACUCAAGUCCUUAUAACGGUUACUUCAGAAUGCGACAAAGCUUUAGUGAACCGGUCUGUCGGGUCACAAGUCAGCCCUAUCUCUUUUCAGAAGAGGCGAAAUCGAUCAAGACACAUCGGAAUGAUGCUUAAACCUGGUUGAGCGUGGGUGGCGUGCCAUAGUAGGGUUGUGUUGCACAUAAUACUGCAGCAAAGGGAUAGGAUGGGAUGUGGGUGGUUGAGUUGUGUUGCUGUGUUACAGACGCUAAUCUACGCGGAUAGUCUCAAGUCCAAGUCAAGGGUGUGAAAUAACAAAAGAGCCCAAAGGCAAGGAUUGUAGAUUGGGUGAUGGUGGUGAUGGGCAAGGCAAAGGGUAGAGAAGGGAAAGGUCGGGUAACACAAGACAUGGAAGCGCCUGACGUACAUGUGUAGUGCACGUUAGCUUAUUAACAAGGAGGUGAAUGGAAGUGGUCUGAUCAUGUCUCUCGGCUUUAAGCAACGCCAAGUGGAGGGGGCGAAAACGAUAUAUCCAGCAGAUCUAUAGAUUGGCGAGAGGCCAGUGUGUGGUGUGUGCGUAUGCGUAUGCGUCUGGUGUACGUAUGCGGUUGGUGUUGAUGACCCGACAGCCCAGUAGACUAGAUAGAUACUCGAGAGGAUCUACAGCCGGGAUGUGAUGAAAGGGGGAAUGUGAGAAGUUAUGGGUGAAGUUGUAUUCUACGGCGCUGCUCGAGGUCCAUGCAUCUGCUGCGCAUAUAUAAUAUGGAUACAAAUGUUGGAUAGAGUUUCAUGAUAUAGACAAGGGUUGUAAUGCAACUCGAGUCAGGAGAGAAUUACUCAAUAAAUGCCAUUGAACGAGAGUUAAUGAGUCAGUCCUCUUCAAGGAGCACUAUUCUGCGAUGCAUCUGGACACGAUGCUCGC
Fusarium odoratissimum NRRL 54006 is the source of this 3491-nucleotide messenger RNA. RefSeq lists its product as uncharacterized. Gene Ontology annotation, biological process: regulation of DNA-templated transcription. The record is from RefSeq and is a predicted model, not a curated record. The transcript is spliced from 4 exons. NCBI's taxonomy places the organism in Eukaryota, Fungi, Ascomycota, Sordariomycetes, Hypocreales, Nectriaceae. Bases 509 to 1768 code for a protein of 419 amino acids.